This is a messenger RNA of Bursaphelenchus okinawaensis, 544 nucleotides long. The record is from the annotation of a GenBank genome assembly. NCBI's taxonomy places the organism in Eukaryota, Metazoa, Nematoda, Chromadorea, Rhabditida, Aphelenchoididae.
AUGCCUCGACCCGGUAAAAAUUCGUACGACGAAAACUCGUCACCGGUAAGUUAUUACUGUACUCUGCCCUUCUCUCAUCUUGCCUUGCCUUGCUCAGUCGUUACCUAGACUAGUCUAGCCCUACCCUAUUCUAUGUUACUCUACUUUACUUUACUUUGUUCUAUCUUACCCUACCAAUACUUUGAUCUUUUAUAUUUAUACCUAUUCAUUACAGAAGCCUCCCUUCUCCUACAUAUGGCUAACCUACAUGGCAAUACAAGACUCAGAAGACAAGAUGCUACCUCUCACCGACAUUUACAAGUAUAUAAUGGAAAAGUUUCCGUUUUAUCGUCAGAAUACGCAAAGAUGGCAGAACUCAUUAAGGCAUAACCUGAGUUUCAAUGAUUGUUUCAUCAAGAUACCAAGAAGGCCCGAUCGACCAGGCAAAGGCUCGUUCUGGGCGAUUCAUCCAGCGGCACAACGAAUGUUUGAAAACGGCAGUUGUUUGCGGCGGCAAAAGAGGUUUAAGGUGAGGAUAAUUGGUGUAAAAUACGUAUAUUUUUAA